AUGCCCCACCCGCUCAGCAGCACCCAGAUCCACACGGAAGUGGGCCCCACCCCGUUGGGUGAUGGGCACUCAGCCCCAGAGCUGAUGUGGUAUCUGGGGGCCUCAAAGAGAAGCGUCUUGGGAAACCACUUUUGUGAGUACUUCAUCAGUGACCCUCCCUGCAUGGUCCUGGACAAGCUGGAAUGCAAAGGCUUCCAUGUGCUGAGCAAGAGAGAGGUGGGCUGGACGCUGGUGUGGUGCCUGCACAAGGACUCACUCUCUCACACUGAGGAGCAGAUAGGACAUCCCUUUUAUGCGUAA
Ailuropoda melanoleuca (giant panda) is the source of this 300-nucleotide messenger RNA. RefSeq names its product GTP cyclohydrolase 1 feedback regulatory protein-like. The record is from RefSeq and is a predicted model, not a curated record. NCBI's taxonomy places the organism in Eukaryota, Metazoa, Chordata, Mammalia, Carnivora, Ursidae. Gene Ontology annotation, cellular component: cytoplasm; nucleus. Gene Ontology annotation, biological process: negative regulation of biosynthetic process. The coding region runs from base 1 to 300 and encodes 99 amino acids. Gene Ontology annotation, molecular function: GTP cyclohydrolase binding. The transcript has a single exon.